Molecule: messenger RNA, 2224 nt
Organism: Leptinotarsa decemlineata (Colorado potato beetle)
Lineage: Eukaryota; Metazoa; Arthropoda; Insecta; Coleoptera; Chrysomelidae
Product: phenoloxidase 1
Molecular function (GO): oxidoreductase activity
Source: RefSeq, a predicted model, not a curated record
AACAUUUUGACCACCUUGCAAAUUUCAGAAAUGAAUAAAAGUUUGAUUUUUUAUUAUUAUCGUUCAGUUCAGGUUUGUGUCUUCAUAUAGAAAGAUUCAACAGAAUUUCAUCCAAUAUGUCUGAAGCUAAGACAAACAUCGUCAAAUUGUUUGAACGUCCAAGAGAACUUGUUAUCAUGCCUAAGGGAAAAGAUAAUACAGUUUUUGAUGUACCCCCGUCUUAUUUGCCUGAUCAAUACAAGAAUCUUGGAACUCAGAUUGUCAAUAAAUUCGGAGAAGAAGCUACCAAAAAGGUUCCUGUGAGAGACAUCCCAAUUCCGUCACUCGGAGAAAUUCUGGACCUUCCUCGCGAUCAAAACUUUUCUUUGUUCAUCCCUAAGCAUGCUAGAAUAGCUGGACGACUCAUAGAGAUAUACAUGGGUAUGCGAAACGUAGACGAACUCCUGUCAGUGGCAGUUUACACCAGAGACCGCGUCAAUCCUUACCUUUUCAACUACUGUCUAUCUGUUGCUUUGCUGCAUCGUCCUGAUACGCAGGACAUUGAUUUGCCGUCCUUUGUCCACUCAUUUCCAGACAAGUACAUUGACGGAAAAGUAUUUGCCAGAGCUAGAGAGGAAGCCAACAUCGUUCCUACACUAUCAAGGGACCCAAUUGAAAUCCCUAAAGAUUAUACAGCCUCCGACUUGGACCCUGAACACCGCAUCGCCUAUUUUAGAGAAGACAUAGGAGUCAAUCUUCAUCAUUGGCACUGGCACUUGAUCUACCCCUUCAACGGCCCCAUCGAAAUUGUUAACAAGAACAGACGGGGAGAACUGUUUUUCUACAUGCACCAACAAAUUGUCGCAAGAUAUAAUUUCGAGCGUCUCUGCCACAAACUCAAACGAGUUGAACGAUUCAUAGACUUCCGGGCGGAAAUUCCCGAAGCGUAUUUCUCAAAAUUGGAUAGCUUGGUGGCAAGCAGAACUUGGCCAGCUCGUGUAGCCAAUCAGAAACUCAGUAACUUGAGGAGAGAAGCGGAUCAAAUAGUUGUUGAUAUCGACGAUAUGGAACGGUGGAGGGAUAGGAUAUUUAAUGCCAUCAAUACUGGUAUUGUUAAAAAUGAUAAGGGACAAGACAUACAACUCACGGAAUUCGAAGGAAUUGACGUCUUAGGAAAUAUAGUAGAAGCCACUAUUCUUUCUCCAAACAAAGCUUUUUACGGAGACCUUCACAACAUGGGGCACGUCUUCAUUUCGUACGUUCAUGAUCCAGACAACAGACAUCUUGAACCCGUAGGAAUUAUGGGGGAUCCUGCCACAGAUAUGCGUGAUCCUACAUUCUACACAUGGCACGCGUACAUUGAUGAUAUUUUCCAGAGAUUCAAGUCCACCUUGCCCAGAUACACCGUGCAACAGCUGAAUUUCCCUGGAAUCUCUGUGGAACAACUUGCUAUCGAAAGUGGAAGCCAGCCCAACAUCAUCCAGACGUUCUGGCAACAAUCCGAUGUGGACCUGUCUAGAGGAAUGGACUUUCAACCACGUGGAACCAUUUUAGUCAGAUUCACACAUCUCAAUCAUGCAGAUUUCAGCUACAGAAUCACUGUGAAUAAUACCAGCAAUGGGGUGAGACAAGGCACUUGCAGAAUAUUCCUUGCACCCAAGUUCGACGAGAGGGGCAACCCAUGGUUGUUCAGGGAUCAGAAGCAUAUGUUCAUCGAAAUGGAUAAGUUCAUGGUGAACUUGAAGCAGGGAAAAAAUACAAUAGUUCGUUCUUCGAAGGAUUCCUCUCUCACCAUCCCCUUCAGCCGAACGUUCAGGGAUGUCGAUACCGACAGACCCGCAGGGGGGCAUGAACUUGACAGAUACAACUUCUGUGGAUGCGGAUGGCCGCAUCAUCUCCUGACUCCCAUGGGAACCCCCGAAGGCAUGCAGUCCCAGUUGUUUGUUAUGAUUUCGGAUUACGCUGAUGAUAAGGUGGAACAAACCGUAGAAGGAAACUGCAACCAGGGUUAUAGCUUCUGCGGUAUCAAAGAUAGACUGUACCCAGAUCGUCGCCCCAUGGGAUACCCCUUUGAUCGCCAACCACGUAAUGGGGUUGAUACCCUUCAACAAUUCCUAACCCCCAACAUGAGGGUGCAAGACGUCGUUGUCAAGUUCACCAACAGAGUAUUCAGACCAAAACCAACCAAAUGAAGACAUAAAUGUAUGAUGAUGAAAGUUUUGAAAUAAUAUAUGAAUGAAGCAAU